This is a messenger RNA of Amphiprion ocellaris (clown anemonefish), 3890 nucleotides long. It is a transcript of the gene abhd8a, whose product is annotated as abhydrolase domain containing 8a. NCBI's taxonomy places the organism in Eukaryota, Metazoa, Chordata, Actinopteri, Pomacentridae. The record is from RefSeq and is a predicted model, not a curated record. Gene Ontology annotation, molecular function: catalytic activity. The coding region runs from base 355 to 1773 and encodes 472 amino acids. The transcript has 5 exons.
UAGGUGGGUAGGUAGGUGGGUAGGGUUCGGCCUGGCUGCGCACUGGAUGCCGGAGGGAGGAAAGGAGGGGGGGAAAAACACGUCUGUUAUCGUGAUGGGUAUCUUAAUGAAAUGCAACUGGCACACUUCUCUGGAUGCAUGCGUUAUUUUCAAUCCAAGCCCCACUGUGUUCUGUUGUGGCAGUCCAAUGAGGCUCAUAAGGAGCCUGCACUGUUUUGCAGCAUCUCUAGCGUAGACAAAUUGUUGCGCCAAAUGCACCGUUUUCCUCAGCUGCGUGUCGUCGGCCCUUGACUGUCAUCCUUUGGCGCAGGUUUCUCAUCGCCUCAAUCAUCGCUAAUUCUGCAGGGAAGCACCAUGCUGACCAGCAUCACUGAAGGGAUACUGUGCUGCCUGACUGGGAAAGCUGCCAGUCUUGUCUUGCCUUUGGAGUCAUCAGAGCCCUCUGAUGGGUUUGAGUUUGUGGAGGUGAAACCUGGAAGAGUCCUGCGAGUUCGGCAUAUCGUCCCUGAGCGUCAGCCCAUAGAAACAGAAAAGGAAGUUGCAGGAAAGGAAAAGACAGAUGUUGACUGUGAUGACUCUCCUGAGGAUGCCUGUAAUGACAGUGAUACCAGCAGCAGUGUCCACUGUAAGAGGAGGAUCACAGUCUACCGCAACGGCCAGCUAGUGAUUGAGAAUCUUGGGGAUGUUUUGCACUCUGAGAUCUUGCAGUGUCAGGAUGGGGAUUUGGAGCCCUGUAGCACUGUAGAGGUGGAGCUUGCUGACUUUAAAGAAAUAGCUUCUUCCCCAGACCCUAACCCUGUUCCCCCUCCAGUUCCACCACCUCCUGGGGAACAGAAACCUGCUCCGCCUCCUCGCCGCCGCCGUCGCAAACCCAAACGCACAGUGGUCAUCGACUCAAAGAGGGUGAUCUCAAGCUGCAAAGGGACGCACUCGGAUGUAGCGCUGUUCUUUGUGCAUGGGGUGGGAGGCUCUCUGGACAUUUGGAGCAGCCAGCUGGACUUCUUCUCUCGCCUGGGCUAUGAGGUCAUUGCGCCAGACCUGGCGGGACAUGGAGCCAGCACUGCCCCACAGAUUGCAGCAGCUUAUACCUUUUAUGCCCUGGCAGAGGACUUGCGUGCCAUCUUUAAGAGAUACGCUCGUAAACGCAACAUUCUCAUUGGCCAUUCUUACGGAGUGUCGUUCUGCACCUUCCUGGCCCAUGAAUAUCCUGAUCUGGUUCAUAAGGUGGUGAUGAUCAAUGGAGGGGGUCCCACAGCUCUGGAGCCCAGCCUCUGCUCCAUCUUCCAGCUGCCAUCUUGCGUCCUUCACUGCCUAUCUCCCUGUCUGGCCUGGAGCUUCCUCAAAGCUGGAUUUGCCCGUCAGGGUGCCAAAGAAAAGCAGCUGUUGAAGCAGGGCAAUGCCUUCAAUGUUUCUCCAUUUGUCCUGCGAGCCAUGAUGAGUGGUCAGUACUGGCCUGAAGGGGAUGAGGUCUACCAUGCCGAGCUCACUGUGCCAAUCCUCCUGGUUCAUGGCAUGUGUGACAAGUUUGUGCCCAUGGAUGAGGACCAGCGCAUGGCAGAGAUCCUUCUAUUUGCGUUCCUGAAAGUCAUCGAGGAGGGAAGUCACAUGGUCAUGAUGGAGUGUCCUGACACCGUCAACACCCUCCUCCACGAGUUCUUUCUAUGGGAGCCUGACAUGUCCAGAAAAGACAGCAGCAAGACAGACGCAGAGAAGACAGUUGCUGUCAGUGACACUCUUCACACACUGAAAAUCAAUAAGGUUAUGGACAAAUAACCAACAAGGGGUCUAGUUUUAUCACAGAACCAAGCAGAGGGCCUUUUUUGGCAGUUGUGUGUUCUGAAGGCUCCUAGGCUGAGAGCUGUUAUUAACAGGGCCACAUCUUAAGGAUGUGGACGACUACUGGUGCUCCAAGAUAAAGCAGGAAAGAACAUUUGAUGAGAAGAAUGGAUGCAAAUACGCAGUUUCUGCUUUGCUUUUUGAUACCAGUUUGUGCUCCGUUGCAUCAUUUUGCAAAACGACACAAUACCUGGAGGUCAAAGGGACUCUUCAUUCAUGAUUAGUGUAUGAAGAGUUUGUGGUGAAGAACUAACUAUUACAAGAAGGAAUAAAAUCCAGGAAACAGUGUCAAAAUAUCCUCGCUUUUAUCUUGAAUAUUCUGUAAAGUACUGCAGAAUUUCUGUCCUACCUUUAUGAAAUGGUGAACUUAUGGUUGGGUUCAGUUUAGAUUUGCUGCCAAUGGGGAAUGGACAGAAAUAAGAUAUAGUAAACUGAAGAAUCAGAGAUCUGAUUUGCCAGUGAUAGAAGUGAAGGACAGCUUAUCACAAAAUAAAAGCGUUGGUAACAGUGAUUGUCAAAUACUGACCAGAUGGUGGUGGGAAAUGGGUUCAAGACCUUAAAUAUAUGCCAAUGUACAUGCAAAAUGUAAUUAAUAAUUGCGUCACAUGUAUACAUAAAUUAUAUUAUGACAGACAGAAAAAUCAUAGUUCACUUGCAAUCCAGCCACCUAUUAACCACAUCCAUACAAUGUGCAGUGUACACUAUGUCAAACACCAACACUCACAGUCAUAGCUAUCUACUAAAAUUGGCUGACAGAUUUCCAAAUCACAGCGAUCUAUUUUCCAUAUACUGAACUCUAAUGUAAAGUCUAAAUUUAAAAAGCUAUGUGUCAGUGUUAAGCACAAUGUAACCAAUUCAUCCUUUCAUAGUUGCAUGAAAAUGAAGUAACAUUCAGUAAGAGAUUUAUAAGAACUGGUUGCAAAAACAGAUGUAAACAAACACAGAUGCCAAAAAGUUCUGUCCCUUGAUUUUAGCAGCCAUUUAUUCAAUGCUAUAUAUUAUCCUAAGGAUACAAAGUACUGAGGCCCUGCAUGAGUUCACAAUAUGAAAAGAUAUGAGGGUUGUUUCAGACAGUUUCAAUAUGUUGUCAUAUAUAGAAAAAUUCCCGUGCGCUCCUGUUUAACCAAAUGGGUGUUCCUCUUAAUCUGUAAGUAUUAUUUUAUUUAUUUUGAUUCUGAAAUAACAGCAACCUCCAUGACAAAUUGUGGUUGUAUUGACCGCUUUAAGCUGUUGUGUCUCAAGCUGAUAAAUGCAAAAUGAGUGUGUUCUCUACUACUCUGGUUCACUAUAUUUAUCUAUUUGUGUUAGACUGAAAGACUGAGCAGAUCAUUUUGCUCAGUGAAAGACAUUCACUUGUGGAUGCUGCUUUGUCUCAUAGUGGGACAGUAAGGUGCAAUAAAAGCACAGUCUAAUACGCUCCCUGACAGUGCUCAUCUGUUGACUGGAUAGUUCACUGUUUUGAGUAUCGAAGAAGGUAUAAAUCGGUGGAUUUGAAACUGGGUGUCCAGUGCUAAAAAAUCAUAUGAGUCAGCCAAAGGAGAAAGUCCUCUUAAAAUGUAGGACAUCUGUGCUCACCGUGCUGGUCUGUUAUAUAUACAUUUUCAGAGAAUGCUGAUGCAACACGACUGGUUUUAUGCAACUGGAACAAAAUAGAAACAGAGUGGAGAUGUAACAGACUUGGUAUUGACGACUCUAAAACAUUAUAUAUUCUCUGUGGAAUUUCCAAAAACCAACAAGUGCUGCUGAUUUGAUGUACUGUACAUCUUCUUUGGUGUAAAAGGUCAGUAAAACUGUAUGGACUACAGGGUGCACAUGUACUUCCUCUUAUGCUAAAAGUGUGCAUAUACAAAUUGUCAGUGCUCAUAUGUGCUAUAUCUUUUUGUGGUUAACAAAGAUGUGUUAAUGUUAUUGUUGCAUUUAUUCAUGGGAAUCAUAAUAUAUGCACUGCCUGAAUGUAGAUGCAUAUAACAUUAUAUAGCCUAUCAAAACAGUUGGAUUCAGUGUAUGACUGUGCCUUUCCUGGCAUGAAAUAAAACAGAUGUUCACAGUUGAAA